Messenger RNA from Cryptomeria japonica (Japanese cedar), 1506 nucleotides. Its product is annotated as linamarin synthase 1-like. NCBI's taxonomy places the organism in Eukaryota, Viridiplantae, Streptophyta, Pinopsida, Cupressales, Cupressaceae. Bases 1 to 1506 code for a protein of 501 amino acids. The transcript has 2 exons. Gene Ontology annotation, molecular function: UDP-glycosyltransferase activity. The record is from RefSeq and is a predicted model, not a curated record.
AUGAAUGGUGGAGACGAUGUCACUGUGCACGCAGUUUUGGUGCCCUUUCCUGCGCAGGGUCACGUCAACGCUUUCAUUCAUCUCGCCGAUCUCUUGGCCGCACGGGGUUUUUUCAUCACCUUCGUCAACACAGAAUGGACUGAGAAACGUAUAUUUGGUAGUACAGAGCACAAGUCGCAACUGCAGCACUCCAAACCCAAUUUCCGAUUUUUGUCAUUCACGGACGGCUUAUCCCCGGAGCACGGCCGCUUCACCCAACUGGGCGAGCUACUUACAACGCUGGCAAAGCAAGGGCCCGCCUUGGAAGCUCUCCUCCGCACUGAGAGUGGGAACGGCGUUCCUCCCAUCACGUGCAUCGUGACAGACUCUUUCAUGUCGUGCACCGCAUCAGUGGCCGCCAAUAUGCGAGUGCCCAGAGUCGUCUUCUGGCCUAUUUGUGCUGCUGCCUCUAUUGCUCAGAAAUACGCUAGUUCUCUCCUUUCCCAGGGCCACAUUCCUGUCAAGGUAAGUGAAGGAAAACGUCCGGAGAAAAUGAUCAAUACUCUGCCCGGGAAUAUACCAGCUCUAUGGCCUAGCGAUUUCAUAUCGUUCUACCGCGAGCAGUUUCCAUCUGAUCUUAUCUACGAAGGGUUGCUAUAUGAAUCACGAAUGUGUGACACGGGGGACUAUGUGCUUGUCAACACCUUUGAAAAAUUGGAAGGGAGAGAAGCGGCAGCGGCGCUUUCCAUCAACGGGUGUCCAUCUGUGUCAAUAGGCCCCGUGUUUCUCUCUAACUUUUUGAGAGGGGAGAACUCAACUCUGAGCAACAUGUCUAUGUGGAAGGAAGACGAUAGCUGCUUGCAUUGGCUCGACAAACAACGCCCGCGCUCUGUGUUGUAUGUUUCCUUUGGCAGCUUGGCCCUCAAAUCGCAAGAGCAGUUGGAUGAGCUGGCGCUGGGUCUGGAACAGAGUGGGCAUGGCUUUCUGUGGGUUCUUCGCUCUGAUAUUGCUCAGGGGCAGGCUGCUGUUUUGCCUGAGGGAUUCGAAGAGCGAACCAAAGAUCGCGCUUUGUUUGUCAAAUGGACGCCACAGUUGAAGGUGCUUGCGCAUCCUUCGGUGGGAGGGUUUUUGACGCACAGCGGCUGGAAUUCGACCGUGGAGAGCAUAAGCAUGGGAGUGCCCAUGCUGGGCUGGCCUUAUUUCGGAGAUCAGUCCCUCAAUUGCAGAUUCACUAAAGAAAUAUGGAAGGUCGGCUUAGACUUUAAGGAUGUGGAUGUCGACGAUGAGAGGUUGGUGAGAAGAGAAGAGAUAAAGAGUGCAGUGGUGAGUGUGAUGGAGAGCGAGGAGUUGCAGAAGAAAGCGGAGGAGCUGAAAGAGGCGGCAACGAAAGCAGUGAUGGCAGGAGGUUCGUCAUUUAACAACUUAAAGACCUUCAUCCACGAUAUGCUCAAACAGACCAAAUCGCAGUCAGAGUCGUCUUUCGUGCACUGCGAAGAAACAAGUGAAAAAAAUGACAAUAUACACUAG